UUUUCGGCCAAGGUCUAUCCCCUCUCUGUUUCAAGUCCCUUUGCGCGUCUUGCACACAAGUCUCCAGACCGUGUUCCCUCCGCUACUCUCGUCGUCUUUGUUGUCUUCCAGCUUCCCUCCUUCGCUGCUUCUGCCCAAUACGCAGUCGCUCUCCUCCCCUACCUCCCCGUCCAUGCGAAAACGCCAGCGUAUGGAACAAAUGUCUGCAGCAAAUCCAGCUCAACAAGAACAUCAUAUUCUCAAUUCCGGCGCAGGUGUCGGUGACGACGCGUUCAUUAACGAUCACGAUGCAGUCGACUCUGCCGGUGACGAUGAGGACGAGGACGAUAAACCAAAGACCGACAAGAAAGCUGGUCGGCGUAAGAUCAAGAUCGAGUUCAUUCAAGACAAGUCCAGACGUCAUAUAACUUUCUCAAAAAGGAAAGCUGGCAUUAUGAAAAAGGCAUAUGAACUUUCUACCCUUACUGGGACACAGGUCCUUCUCCUCGUCGUCUCCGAGACCGGCCUCGUUUACACCUUCACCACUGCCAAACUACAACCCCUCGUCACCCAGCCUGAAGGCAAGAACCUUAUUCAGGCAUGUCUCAACGCACCCCAUGGCACCCUGCCCUCUACCAUGCCAGUAGGUACUCCUCUGGGGCGGUCUGCCAAUGUUGGUCCGGGUUCAGGGCCAUCGAGCAAUAUUCCUGGCGGUCUCUCUAUAGGCCAGUCGGGUGGUGGUGGCGGUGUCAAGGAAGACGACGAAACUGGCCAAGACGACGACGAAUCUGUUCGAGGUGGCAGAGCAUCAACUGGUGACAAACGUCGACGUGCUUCCUCCAAUGCAACUCCACCAAACUCUCGAGGCCCUCCCACCUCUCCUCAUGCCGCCAACUCCUCUAUCCCUCCUCCGCUCAGUAUCCCACCCGGUUCUACUACAUCUUCUCAACCCACAUCUGCUCAUCCUCAAGGCCCUCCUCAGCCUCAGAUGAAUCUCGGUUCACCCACAUCCCCACAACAAUCUCACAACACUGUCCCAGGUUCAUCAUCAGCUCCCUACUCGCCCUCCUACCCUCAUCCUCAUGCCCCCCACUCCCAUCAUCCCUCCCAAGGCACCGAUAGUGGCAUGUAUGGCACCUCACAACAUAUGAUGUCCGGUGGAUAUUCGUAUGGUGGAGGGCAGCCAGCUCCUCCCGGUGGUCAGUUAUCGGGUCUAGCCAAUGCAGCCCAGCAACAUGGCCAUUGGUCGCCUCCUCCUCCUCCCCAGCAGUCGGUGACCGGUCAGGGCGGUCAUUACACGCGACGAUAGUGUGUAGUCCUAGAUUUAAAAAAAACAACCUUUUUCCUUCUUUCUGUUUUUUUCAGGUGGAAUGCUGUAUUGGGCUACCCAUUGUAUGAUGAUUAUUCAUUUUUAUGCUUUGCCUUCUACAAGAUGCAAAGGGAGAGCCAGACAUCCGCCCUCAACCCUAAACUGUAUUACUUGUUCUCUUUUAUCUUUUGUCCUUCAUAUAUCCUUAGUUACCUGUUCGAUAAACAUAGUGCUUUAUCGCCCCCUACUUCGUACAAUCCCCCCUCGACGCUGUUUUGUGCUUUCUUGCCUAGUGUUCUUCUGUGUUGUUCUCGCCUUUAGGUUAGUUAUGCGAUUUAUACUUUUUUUGGUCUCAAAUGAUUUCACGCCUUUGCCCACUUUCGAAAGCAUAUCGUUUGAGAACAUCCCAUACAAGUUCACGUUAAACGCGAUCACGUGUGAUAGCUAUGAUUUGCUCUUCCCCU
Molecule: messenger RNA, 1752 nt
Organism: Marasmius oreades (fairy-ring Marasmius)
Lineage: Eukaryota; Fungi; Basidiomycota; Agaricomycetes; Agaricales; Marasmiaceae
Exons: 3
Coding region: 173-1288 (371 amino acids)
Biological process (GO): positive regulation of transcription by RNA polymerase II
Molecular function (GO): RNA polymerase II cis-regulatory region sequence-specific DNA binding; protein dimerization activity; DNA-binding transcription factor activity, RNA polymerase II-specific
Source: RefSeq, a predicted model, not a curated record